GUGGCUGCCAAUCGCCGUGUGCGCUCCCGCUCUCUCCCCUCGGUGAGCGGGGCCGGCCCGGGACACGCGGGCUCUUCCUCCUUCUCCUCCUCUUCCUCCUCUGGGUGCUCUGCCGGAGCGCGGGUUGUCGCUGCCGUCCUGUGGAGCGCCCGUGGCUUUGAAGAGGGUUCCAGUCUUGUGACCCACAGUACUCAGUCUUCUGAAGAAAGUCCAGUCUACUGUGCUGUCACCUUCACCAAAGAACAUGGAGAAGUUGAUGUUCGAAAGGCCCUUUGUUCUGUCUAAGGAUGAAAUGCCUAUGGUUCCUUCCCAGGAGAAGCCAGAGACAAAUUCAUGCCCUCAUGCACCUGGCAAAAACUGUGUCUCUGGUGAGAGGAACAAUGGGAACUGCAAAGCUAAUGAGAAGGAAAGGGAGUGGAUCCGCCCUGAUACACCCAGCAAAUGUACAUGGAAGCUGGGGAAACCCCUCUCUGCCUCACCCCAUCGUCAUACUACUCUGCCAGAGCCUCUGAAAAUCCUGCCAAGCAUCCUGGAUAAAGUUGGCAAUACACCUUUGGUGCAAAUCAACAAGAUUGGGAAACAGUAUGGGCUCAAGUGUGAACUCUUGGCAAAAUGUGAGUUCUUCAAUGCUGGGGGCAGUGUGAAGGACCGUGUCAGCCUGAGGAUGGUAGAGGAUGCUGAGAAGGCUGGGAUCUUGAAGCCUGGGGACACGAUCAUAGAGCCAACCUCUGGAAACACAGGAAUCGGGUUGGCCUUGGCUGCAGCAGUGAAGGGUUACCGCUGUAUCAUUGUGAUGCCAGAGAAAAUGAGCAUGGAGAAGGUGGAUGUCUUGAGAGCUUUGGGUGCUGAGAUUGUGAGGACCCCAACUACUGCUAGAUUUGAUUCUCCCGAAUCUCACGUGGGUGUAGCAUGGAGACUGAAAAACGAAAUCCCCAAUGCGCACAUACUAGACCAGUACCGUAAUGCCAGCAACCCCCUGGCACACUAUGACACCACAGCUGAAGAGAUCCUGCAGCAGUGUGAAGGAAAAAUAGACAUGCUGGUGGCUACAGCUGGCACAGGAGGCACUAUUACUGGUAUCUCCAGAAAGCUAAAGGAGAAGUGUCCAGGUUGCAAAAUUAUAGGUGUUGAUCCUGAAGGCUCCAUCCUUGCUACACCAGAAGAACUGAACAAGACUGACAAGACAAUGUAUGAAGUGGAAGGAAUUGGAUAUGAUUUUGUCCCCACAGUGUUGGAUAGAUCUACAGUGGACCAGUGGUACAAGAGCAACGAUGAGGAGUCGUUUGCUUUAGCACGCAUGCUGAUCCGAGAGGAAGGACUGCUGUGUGGUGGCAGCUCAGGCAGUGCCAUGUCUGUAGCUGUGAAGGCAGCCAAAGAGCUGAAGGAAGGUCAGAAAUGUGUUGUUAUCCUCCCUGACUCUAUCAGGAACUAUAUGUCCAAGUUCUUGAGUGACAAAUGGAUGAUUCAGAAAGGGUUUAUGAAAGAAGAGGACCCUGGCAAAAAACCUUGGUGGUGGAACAUCAGUGUUCAGGAGCUAAGCCUCUCUGCUCCCCUUACUGUGCUUCCAACUGUUACCUGUGCAAAGACUAUUGAAAUUCUGCGGGAGAAGGGAUUCGACCAGGUACCAGUUGUUGAUGAAUCUGGGGUGAUUUUGGGCAUGGUUACUCUGGGUAACAUGCUUUCUUCACUGCUUGCUGGAAAAGUUCAGCCUUCUGAUGAAGUUAGCAAAGUAAUCUACAACCAAUUUAAACAGACAGAUAAUCAAGCAUCAGGUGGAAAUAUGAUUAACCUGAAAGACAGCUUGGGGAAACUCUCUCAUAUCCUGGAAAUUGACCACUUUGCUCUAGUGGUUCAUGAACAAAUUCAAUAUCACACUGACGGUUCCUCUAGCAAGCGGCAAAUGGUGUUCGGCAUCGUUACAGCCAUCGACCUGCUUAACUUUGUGACUGCACGAGAACGGGAAAGAAAGUCCACCUAAACACAAGCAGCAACAUGGAGCCUCUUCAAGAACAUUUUGCAAUCUCCAACAAAGAAUCAGGUUUAUUUCCAAGGUAGAAUGGUCUGUCCUUAGGGUGUUUCUUUUUUUUUAAAUUCUGAAAAUAAGCAGUCAGCUGUUCUGGUGUCAGCUACACAGCCAGUGCAUUUUGCUGUAUUACACAGCUUCUGGAGACUUGUAUCUUAAAUAAGUUACACAAUGUUUCUCACCAAGACAAUUUAUUUUUUUUACUUCUAUAUAUAUAUAUAUGUAAAAAUAAUGCCUAAAUUAAUUGGUAUGUUCCUUACUUGUUAUGUCUGAAGUCUGGCCUUCCAAUGCAUUGUUUCAGAUUCACAAAACGUGUUGAAAUAAAGAGUUACAGAAGCAAAG
Messenger RNA from Pezoporus occidentalis (night parrot), 2365 nucleotides. RefSeq names its product cystathionine beta-synthase-like protein. Gene Ontology annotation, cellular component: cytoplasm. NCBI's taxonomy places the organism in Eukaryota, Metazoa, Chordata, Aves, Psittaciformes, Psittacidae. Gene Ontology annotation, molecular function: cystathionine beta-synthase activity. The coding region runs from base 245 to 1978 and encodes 577 amino acids. The transcript has 18 exons. The record is from RefSeq and is a predicted model, not a curated record.